This is a messenger RNA of Clonostachys solani, 2565 nucleotides long. The record is from the annotation of a GenBank genome assembly. NCBI's taxonomy places the organism in Eukaryota, Fungi, Ascomycota, Sordariomycetes, Hypocreales, Bionectriaceae.
AUGUUCCAGCCUGCCAGUAAGAUUGAUACGAGCAUGUUUCGACAAGUUCUUAUCAACGCAACGCCGAACCAAAACACCAAUAAUGUCCUUGACGACUUUAAUGGGAUUGUCAAUUCGGUGAAGUCCGGGCCCUAUAUAGCAGGCGCGGUGCUUACUUUACUCCAGCACCGUUUACGCGACAAUAACGCAAGUUGGAUAGAGAUUUUCAAGUCCCUCCAGCUCCUUGAUUUUCUCCUACACUUGGCCCAUGCCGAAACCUUGCUGUGGGCCAAACAGAAUAUUGAUCAGAUCGAAGGCUUUAUGCCAACAGGCCGGGACGAAUUCGGACGGAAGAGGGUCACGGAGGAACUCGGCAUCAUUAAAUGGCUUGUACAGGAUGAGACUCGGAUAUUCGGGGAGGUCAGAGCCCCAAACCAUAAUUACGAUGAUGGACCACCUCUCUGGGUUGUGAGAUGCUAUGAAAUGCCGAUGCCGCAACGACAAGUCCAAAAGCCUCCGCCGAGUCAGAGCCAGCUCGACAGAGCAGCAAACUAUCCCAAUACAACCUUUGAGUCAGGCUCCAGCCCCAUGGUUCGUCAAGCCCAAAACAAGCACAGCGUGACGCCAAAAUGGGAGAACCAAGAACCAUUCCAUGGUCUCGGUCACGGUAAUAGUCACGGCGCGGCCGUUUGGGAUUCUACGGAUCAGAAUAUUACUUCGAUUUCCCACACCCACGCCCGCUCGCCUCAACAGCCCCGGCAGCAGCAACGUUCGUCACCGCCGAUUUUCCGGAAGCGCAUGGAACGAACGGAAGAAAAUCUUCGAGCCACUGGGCUAUCCUUUUUGAACCGUGAAAAUUACGAUGAACUACACGACGUAUUCCGACGCUUUAUACCAAAAGGAGCUGUAACGAUACCCAAACGCAUGGCCCCCGACGCGAUACGAGGGGGAGUAGAGAUAGAUGACAGCCAGGUGGACUUGAUCUUGUCUUGGUGCGACGUCGACCAAAUAGGAGAGCUGUUUUUCCCCGAAUUUGCUCUUGCUUUCUAUUUAUUGGUCGUGAUAGCGUCUCAGCAAGGACCACUGGCCGUCGGUGACACUGCCCAGCUGAGGGCUGAGGUAUCGCGCAAAGUGACUCAGCUCACUGGAGGAUGUACGCGCCGCCAAUUUUUGGCGAGACAAAAGGCCCAACAGUCCCAUGAGACGGAAGAAAAUCAAAAUAAGUACGGCAAUCAGCCUGAAGAAGACGGCUUCGAUGAAACGAUACGCCCAGACGAUGUAGUAGCACAGGUGUCAGUCAAGCAGAAGCGAAAGAAAAGGAGGGAUAGGAUUUCAAACCCAGUCAAUGAAGAUUCAAGCACGACUAAGCCAACAAUCAACGGCAAAGAGGGUUCGGACAAGAGUCCAAUAGUGGCAACCAACCACGAGCCACACUCUGGAAUGUUGACUCCCUCAACCCCUUCCGGGCCCUUCAAUAGUAGCAGAUCAGCCGCCUCUGAUCUCGUGCGAGACUCAAAACUCGAGACAGUCAUCAGCAACAACGGAGCGCUCGUGCAACACAUCUCGUACGAGUCGAACCCUCGCAUGCGCCAGCGGCGGCUGAGAAAAGAACAGACAUGGAAGCGUGUGCGUGGGUUGGGCGGAGGCGGUUUCGGUCGCGUCUGGCUGGAGGAACGCCUUGAUGGGGGCGAUAGCGGAGGCACAUUUCGCGCCGUCAAGGAGAUUUCCAAGAUACAGCCACAGGGACAACAUCUCUCUAUCAAUUACAACCGGGAAUUGGAGGCCAUUGCCAAGUUUUCCCAUUCCAAGUCUUUUGGUUGGUAUGAGGGCGAACAUGCCAUUUUCAUAGCGAUGGAGUACAUGGAGCAUGGUGAUUUGCAAGGGUACCUGUCACGGCCUUUCCCCGAGGAAGAAACGAGGCGGAUUAUAUACCAGCUUCUGGAGGGCCUAUGCUUUAUGCACGACAAUGGCUUUGCACACCGUGACCUCAAGCCUGCUAAUAUCCUCGUCUCAGAACCAUCGCCGCAUUGGUGGGUUAAGAUUGGUGACUUUGGUAUCUCUAAACGAGCAGAAGAAAAGGCUACCGCCUUUCGCACUUUAGUUGGAACAAAGGGGUACCUCGCGCCCGAGGUGAUGGGAAUAUACAGCACGGAGGACGUGAUGGGCAUACACCCAGCUGGUGACGACUCAUCCAGUAUAUAUACUGUUGCAGUCGAUAUCUGGGCCUUGGGUGCCAUCAUGUUUCGGCUUCUUAAUAAUCGCAAUGUUUUUGGUGACCCUCACCAGCUGGCCAGAUAUGUCACGGCCAAGGGACCAUUCCCGAGAGAUGCCCUAUUGCAACGGGAUGUGAGUCGCUCCUGUAUGGAAUUCCUGGAGCUUGCCAUGGCUCGUUCGCCAAAGGAUCGGCCCACAUCUCAUCAAGCUUUGAACCAUGCAUGGCUAGGGGAUCUACGUGACUCUGCUUUACCACCAGAAGCUCUGCUCGAAACUCUAUCUAUUGCCCCGGACAAUCUACCACAGAGGAAGAGAUCUGUUCGUAGUGAGGACACAGCCCCGAGUGCCGAUUGGCCUUCAACAUUCGACUAA